AUGGCUAAGAAAAAUAAGAGUAGCUCGAAAAAUUCGACUCCCGUGAAUGAUAUACCAGUCGCUACUGGGAAGAAGAAGACAAAAGGAAAAAAGGCGCAAGAACCAGAACCAGAAGAUGAUAAAAAAACCAAGCAGCAAGCUAAUAGGGCAAAAGUGACAUCAACGGCAAGCUGGACAGGUAAAUUGCCUCACACGAUAUUACACGAGACAUGUCAAAAGCGAAAAUGGAAUAGGGUAGAGUACGAUAUGAAGAAAAUUGGUGACAAAGGCUUUAUUGCUAUUGCCGUUUUGUCGUUUACCGACCCAAAGACGAAAGAAACUUUGGUUGCAAGAAUGAACGACCCAACCUAUGAUAAGGCUGCUGGAAAAGGCCUUGUCAUUCCUCAAGAAACUCCAGUUGAAGCGAGACAUAUGGCCUCCACUAUAGCAUUAUAUCGUAUCGCAUAUAAUACAAACCUGCAUAUGAUGCUCCCACCAAAUCAUAAGAAAACAUGGUAUGACCUUGACGAUUUCCGUAAGGGAAAUUUGAAGGGCGACGAAAAGCGUAUAAACAAACUGUUUGAUCUGGAUCCCUUCAGGACAAUGGUGGAAGAUAGAAAGCUCAAACAACAGCGUGAGAAGGAACAUAUGGCACAGAAUAAUCAAGCACAGAAAGAGCACGUAACGCGGACUAUCUUGUCUAGCCAUAGCGAGGCUCCUUCCUCCAAGAAAAAUUUGAAAGACAGCAAAUCAAAGUCGCAUAGAGAUUCACACAAGCCUUCAUUAGUAAGGUUUCCAAAAAAAGUUUGGGAAGGCGCAAUAUUUGUUGAUCUCGAUGAGUCUUCUAGACAGUUGAUAGAAACAUCAUUGAAAGUCAAAAUAGAUUGGCUAAGUAAAAAAAUUACCCAUACCAAUGAAGUGCCCACUGAAGAUAGAGAACAGCUCAAGGAAAAGCUGGUUUCUUUACAGUUUAGGCCAAAGCACAUAGAAGAAGCUAUGUCAUACAAAGAUCCCUUAUCUUUCUUAUUAUUCAAUUUACCUGAGGAUGACUUGCCGGGAUUUUUUCAUAAGAAGAAAGGGGAUACAAAGAAUAAAGUCGAGAUCUCAACUUUACCCCUGUCUACUCGAAUGAUUGUUGAGCGCUUGACAGAAAUUGGCGUAUCAUCAGAUGAAGCAUUGCUAGCUUUACAAGAAAAUGACAUGGACGAAAAUGAGGCAGCCGGUUUCUUGACAAUGGAAUACUUGCCAUCUCUGAAAAUUAAUUCAAACGUGUCUGUAGGGGAAGCUGAAUCUAUUGAAUGUUGGAAUCAAGAACUGGAGACUCUAGAAAGUAUUUACGAAGGUUGCGUGAAGGACAUUAAAGAGAAUUCUCAUUACACGUUAAAUUUAAUUGAAAAAUCCAAAAUCAAACUGAAAAUCUACAGGACUAAAAAUUAUCCGGCUUCUUUGCCGGGAAUUAUAGUGUCAACCUUCGAUAUAAAUUACAAAUUACCUGACUAUAUCAAGAAGCAAACACUGACUAAACUAUUGCAUUAUCUCCAAGAGGCUAAUUUAUUAGGCGAUAUGUUAAUAUAUCAUAUAUUUGAAUGGCUGAAAGACAAUAUUGCUGCAAUUAUUGAUAAUCCUGGUCCGUUAAUUUCAGAAUCUGACUUAAAGGGUGCAAUUAGCAACAGAAGCAUACCUAAAGAUAAGGCAAACACAAAUAAUACUAUGGGCUCAAAGAGAUUUGCAAAGAAUAACAUAUCUGACGUUAUGUUAAGUGCUCUAAAGGAAGAAUAUACCAAAAGAAUUAGAAGCCCUGAAUACAAAAAUAUGCAGUUAGUUAGAGAACAAUUGCCUGCUUGGAAGAAACAAAAAGUGAUUGUCGACCUCAUCAAUAAUAACGAAGUUGUACUGAUCACUGGUGAAACAGGUUCAGGUAAAUCCACUCAGGUCGUUCAGUUUGUUCUGGAUUUUUUGCAAAGUCAGAAAGAAGAUUUUAGUAAAACAAAAAUUGUAUGUACGCAGCCUAGAAGGAUAUCCGCCAUUGGGCUUGCUGAACGUGUUUCCGAUGAACGUUGCGUGACUUGUGGUGACGAGAUCGGUUAUGUGAUAAGAGGUGUCAACAAAACUAAGGCAUCUACAAGAAUCAAGUUCAUGACUACAGGUGUUCUUGUUAGACUUUUACAGAAUGCUAGAACUAUGUUAGAGAAUACCAUUGUUGUUAUUGAUGAAGUUCAUGAACGUUCCAUUGAUACAGAUUUGAUAGUGACACUAAUGAAAAACCUUUUGACUAAAGUUCGUGGUAUGAGGAUUGUCCUAAUGAGUGCCACUGUUAAUGUUGACUUGUUCAAGAAAUUUUUUCCCGGAUUAGCAACAUGUCACAUAGAAGGACGUACUUUUCCUAUCACAGAUUAUUUCUUAGAAGAUAUUUUGGAUGCUUUAGAUUUCAAAAUUAAAAGGGAAAAAGCUUUAUCUUAUGAUGAUGGCGAUGAUGAUGAAAGAAAUGAUAAUGACCAGUACCUAAGGCCAAGGGCCGACUCUAAGUUUUUUACAUCAGGGCAAAUAAACUACGAUCUACUUCUACAAGUUGUUAAACACGUGGAUAAACGUUUAAAGGAUACUGACAGCAAUGGAUCUGUUAUUGUUUUCUUACCUGGUGUAGGUGAGAUUAACAAGUGCUGUAAGUUGCUAUCUGAUAAAACCAAUGAAGCAAAUUUUGUAAUAUUGCCCUUGCAUUCCGCUUUAACCCCUGAGGAUCAAAAGAGAGUGUUCAGGAAGUAUCACGGAAAGAGAAAGGUUGUUGUCUCUACGAACAUUGCCGAAACUUCUAUUACUAUAGAUGACUGUGUUGCCACUAUUGACACAGGUCGUGCCAAGUCAAUGUUCUAUAACCCAAAGGAUAAUACUACAAAACUAGUUGAAUCAUUUAUUUCAAAAGCUGAAGUUAAACAACGUAGAGGUCGUGCUGGUAGAGUUCGUGCUGGUUUGUCGUACAAACUAUUUUCUAAGAGUUUGUAUGAAAAUGACAUGAUUCCAAUGCCAAUUCCAGAGAUCAAGAGAAUUCCAUUAGAGUCCCUUUACUUAUCCGUUAAAGCCAUGGGUAUAAAAAACGUCAAAGUGUUUUUGAGCACAGCACUUGAUGCACCACCUUUGCUAGCCUUGCAGAAGGCUGAAAGAAUGUUAACUACUGUGGGGUUAGUUGACGAGUUCGAUAACUCGCUUACACAGUUAGGUCAAUUCAUCAGCUUGAUGCCCGUUAUGGAUAGUAAGCAUGGUAAGUUACUGAUUUAUGGGAUUCUAUUUGGAUGCACAGAUAUUUGUGUUUUACUUGUUUCGAUACUUGGCAUUGGUGCUUUGCCUUUUAUCGGAGGUUUUGAAAACAGAGACAAAAUAAAGAACCUGCUAUCCAAAUAUGAAAAUCGUGGGGACUUAUUUGCGGUGUUGGAAAUUGUCAGAAAUUAUUUGAAGAUUAAAGACCCAACCAUUAAAAGAAAGUACUUGAAGGAUCAUUUACUUUCAUAUAACAAAAUGAAUGAGAUCAAAUCAUCGAUAGCUCAGUAUUAUUCUAUUUUAAAAGAUGUAGGAUUUCUACCAAUGAAUUACAGAGCAAAUUUAUCCCCCGAUCUGAAUAGAAAUGAGAAAAACUCUGAUAUCCUCAGAGCUAUUCUCACUGGUGCGUUUUAUCCACACGUGGCCAGGGUACAAUUGCCAGAUGUGAAAUAUUUGUCAACAAGCUCUGGUGCUAUCGAAAAAGAUCCAGAAGCCAAAAUGAUUAAAUACUGGAUUAGAAGUGAAGAAUAUCAGGAUAAGUUAGAAGAGUUUAAAACAAAUGACUCGCAAGAAACUCAAAAGAAGGUCGAUUUGGAAAAUUUACCCCUGCCUGCAACUAGAGCAUUCAUUCAUCCAAGUUCUGUUUUAUUUUCAACCAACUCAGUGAAUUUGGAAGACGCUAAACUGCUUUCUGAAGUAGAAGGUCCAAUUUCCAAGCAGUCAAAGAUACCCACAGUUGCAAGAUAUCCAUUCGUCUUGUUUACCACAUCCCAAGUCACUAAUAAACUGUAUUUAAGAGAUUUGACCCCAACCACUACGUUAUCAUUAUUGUUAUUUGGAGGAGCGAUCUCUUAUGAUGUGGGCGGAAGUAUUCAUUCACCAGGGAUUGUUGUUGACAAUUGGCUCCCAAUCAGAACCUGGUGCAAAAACGCAGUGUUGAUUAAGGAAUUAAGAACACAACUUGAUGAAGCUAUAAGAAAGAAACUAGAGAGCCCCGAUUAUGCUAAAAAAUCACAAUCUGAGAAUUCUGAUGCUGAUGAAACGCUAAAAAUUGUCGAGAAAAUAUUAACUUCCGAGCAAUGA
Messenger RNA from Saccharomyces eubayanus, 4314 nucleotides. RefSeq names its product RNA helicase. The record is from RefSeq and is a predicted model, not a curated record. The transcript has a single exon. The coding region runs from base 1 to 4314 and encodes 1437 amino acids. Gene Ontology annotation, cellular component: intracellular anatomical structure. Gene Ontology annotation, molecular function: RNA binding; protein binding; ATP binding. Lineage: Eukaryota; Fungi; Ascomycota; Saccharomycetes; Saccharomycetales; Saccharomycetaceae.